CUUUCACAACAUAGAAAAUUCUUCCAAAAGUGACGACAGCCGAUGGAUUACUUUCUGGCUCAUCUUUGGCCUCUUCAACAUGCUGGACUACUUCACUGACCAGAUUAGGGAGAACUUCCCACUCUUUUGGUUGUUCAAGCUUUUAUUCUUGACCUGGUGUCUGGCGCCGACUGGAACCAACGGUGUGACCAUCAUCUAUUUUCACCUGCUGUAUCCACUCUUUCUUGGCAUGAAUGACCGCUGCGCCAUGGUCACAGACUUCGAAAGCGGCCGGGCAUUCUGUAGCCGCGUUUGGCAUCGCUGCUACCCGUGGGCACAGGAGCCGGAACCACUAGCCAGGAAAAUGGAAGAUUCUGGAGAGCCUGCCCGGCCAGCUGCUCAGGAGGAGCCAGCACGAGCUUCCGAGAAAGCUGCUGCAGAAUCUGCAACUGAGAAGCCUCCUGCUGAUAAGAAACCAGCUGGCGAUGGCAAAGUCAAAACAUCGGAGAGUGGGUCAGUGGCCUCAGCAGAUAAAGCUGGUGAUGUCAAGCUGAAGAAAGAAGCUACAGCAGCCAAGAUGGAUGGAGCAACUGCCAACAUUGUAAAGGGUUCUUCAGGGAAAAGUGCAACAGUUGCCACCGCAGAAAAAGAGAAGCCAGAGCCUGUUGGCGAGAAGAGCAAAUUGUCUGAGGUCACCAGUAAGGGUGCCAGCAAGGCACCAGAUAAGCACAAGGGCACAAUGGCUGAACAGCCCCCUUCCCCUGGUGGCAACAAGGAGCCAGGCAUGCCAGCCGGCGGAGUGUCACUUCGCUUAAGUUCUAAAGAUGAGUCACAGUCGGCAACAACGGCUGCUGUUUUGAAGUCAAGCAAACCACCGUCGCAGGCUCCCACGAAAUAUGCCAGUGACACUAUCGUCAAGAGCAAGACAGGAUCACAAGACUUGAAUGACGGGACCUACCAAAGCCAUCUCAGCUCCCACCGAAGCUCAAAGAAUGAGAGAGGCGCUGGAGCAAGUUCAUGGAAUGAUGUUAGCUUGUUCUCAAAACAAGAUGAUGACAGUGGAUCAGCAAGAAAGUGUGACGAUGACCGUGGAGGCUCGUCGUCUCUUCUCGCAGGUAGCAAGAGCAGCAUCCCAAUCAUCCAACCCGUGGUUCAACCCUUGUUCAGUUUGUACAGCUCUCCUUACAGCUCAACCUGUGGGUUGGCCAAUAAUGUUUCAGGCUCUGGCCAGCCACCUGCGGGUCCUUAUGCAUUUGGUCCGAGCUACCCCAGCUACCACGCAGGACCAUUUUACCCAGGCUGUCUGCAACGGCCUUCUCUGGGCUACAACAGGCCACGGAUGCUCCUCUACAGUGGACCCACACAGAGGCAAAAAUCGCUGGCGUUGAAAAAUGUGUCAUCUCUUGAAGAAUCCGAAGGUGACAUGUUCAUGGAUGACUCUAAGCCAGCAAGAAAAACAAAGGGCUUAUCUCAAAGCAGUUCCGACAAGGUGCGAGACGAUGAUGUAGCUGAUGGCAAGUAUGCGCCGCGAAAAGAUGGUAUGGAUUACAAAAUGGUUAAGGCUGGUGCUAACAAGGAAGAAGGGAAGAAGACAAGUGACGAGGAAAGGAUGGAGGAUAAGAAGAAGUGAGCAGGGGAGGAGAAGGCAGACAAGAAAACCACUCAUUGAGAUGAAAGUAGCCGAUCAACAACAGCUGGAACCAGUGGCAAUAUUUAUAGCUAGUACACCUGUGUGCACGAGGUUGAAAAACAGUGCCUGAAAACAGCACUAUAUUUUGGCUUUGGUACAAAUUGUUGUGGACUGAAUGAAUAUCAAGCUUUUGAAUUUCACUGCAUAGUGCCCCUCUGUGCAAAACUUGAAAAACCUGCUUAGGUGUGUGGUGCUUCACUGUCUGCUUUCAGUCUCUCUCAAGCUGCAACGCGCUCAGUAGUAGAUGCUUGAGUGGCCCAAGCAAAUUUACGUGCUGGAAAUUGCAAACACCCUUCAAAUAUGCUGCUGUAACAAUCAUGGAAAAUGAACAUGGUGAUGUUCAAAAAGUAACUUUGUUUUUGUUUUCUUUUUUUAAUGUAAAUUGGUAUAUUUCUUUAGACUAGAUAGUUUAUGCUUUUGAGAGAGUGGCCGAAUAAAUGAAAAUUUGAUAAAAGCUGCAUAAUAUUACAGGGUGUCCAAUCUUGG
Molecule: messenger RNA, 2155 nt
Organism: Dermacentor silvarum
Lineage: Eukaryota; Metazoa; Arthropoda; Arachnida; Ixodida; Ixodidae
Exons: 5
Coding region: 80-1609 (509 amino acids)
Source: RefSeq, a predicted model, not a curated record